Molecule: messenger RNA, 4873 nt
Organism: Drosophila busckii
Lineage: Eukaryota; Metazoa; Arthropoda; Insecta; Diptera; Drosophilidae
Gene: Drep2
Exons: 3
Coding region: 538-2004 (488 amino acids)
Biological process (GO): apoptotic process; regulation of apoptotic process
Source: RefSeq, a predicted model, not a curated record
GCAAAUAUCAAUACACACACUCACAGCAAAACCAACAUAUGUACAUACGUAUGUAUAUAACGAGAGUAUAGCAGAGCGAAAAGUGUGAGUGAGAAAGCACGGUACCAAAAAGGACGAAAAAAAGAGGAAGAAGCAGCAGCAGCAGCAAACAGCAUCGGCGCGUUGUGAAAGAUUGAAAUAAACGUGUAGUAGAGAAUUUUUGAAAGCACACACACACACAUACAGAGACAGACACAUACACAUACACCAACAACUGCCCGCCCACUGCCUUACACACACACACACACACACAUAAACAGACUCGUAUGCGCGAAAAGUGUAAGCCGUGCACAGUUGGUGGUGGUGUUGUUGUUGUUGUUGUUGGUGCUGCUGUUCUUGUUAGCCGCCGCCAAAGGACGAUAGCCGCGACGGCAACGGCGACGACCAGAAGCAGAAGCAGAAGCAGUACCAGCACCAGGACGUGGACGUGGACGGGGACGUGUUGUUGCCGCUGUUGAAGCCAACGCAAAUGGCAGACCCUCUAAGCGGGCCCUUGUAAUGGCCAGAGAGGAGUCUCGCGGCAAGCGACCACUGAAAAUUUGGGACAGUUGGCGGAAUGUGCGCAAAGGUGUCGUAGUUGGUACGUUUGAGGAGUUAUUGGCGCGCGGCAAGGAUAAAUUGGGGGUUCCAGCUUCAGAACCUGUGCGCGUUGUUCUGGAGUGCGAUGGAACCCAAAUUGAGGAUGGCGAAUACUUUCGCACCCUGGCCAACAAUACGGUAUUGUUGUUGUUGAGGCAGGGCGAACGUUGGUAUCCAACCGGUGUGGAUGUCAUCAAGGCUGCUAUAUCGGCCAUACCGAAAAUCGUCUGUGAGACGAUUCAUGCGCUGGAACUGCAUGAUGAGACACCGUCGUGGAAGAUUAUGGAUAACAAAGGGCGUGUCACGGUCGUGCUGCACUGGGAUCAGCGCCAGGGCGGCGGCGGAGGAGGCGGAGGCGGUGGUGGAGGAGGCGGCAUGUGCGGCAUGGGCGGCGGUCUGGGCAGCAGCAAUGGACUGCUCGGCUCCGACAAAUACUCGCCCUCAAAGAAGGGUCUGUCCGCGCAGAGUUCGCUGGACAACAAGUCGGUGUCAUCGCAGUCCUCCCAGCCACGCUAUGCCAGCCCACAAAUAACGGUAAUCAGCGACGAGGGUCCGGCAAGCAUUUACCAUCCGGGCGGCGUGGUGCUGCCGCCCGGAGUUGUGAUUCCCGGUGGUGGUGGCAGCAACAGUCGCCGGCUGUCCAAGCAGGGCGGCUCCUUCGACAGCGCCGUGGGCGCGGUGCAUGUGCAUACGCCGGAGUGUGCGCAUCAUGCGCAUACGCCCAGCCGAGCGGGCAGUCCAAGCACCACCGAGUGCGACUUCCAUUGCUGCGCGCUGCACGAGGAGGGCAGGAAGAUAGCGGUGCACAAGAAUGUGGCCACGUCGCCCAUACAGGAUGGCAGCAGCAGUCCGCAGCCGCAGCAGCAGCAUCAGCAGCACUCACAUUCACAUCAGCAUCAGCAGCAGGCGAUGACGUCAUCGGUUAUGGAUCCUAUGAUGGGCGGCAGCGGCAGUAUGCAGCGCCGCUCCUCGGGCGCCAAGGGUCAUGUGCGCUUCCUGGACAUUGCACCGGAGCGCGACAGCUCCGAGAGCGAAACGGAGAACACGGUAAUGGAGGAUGACAAGACGACGACGGAAAAGUUUCUGCUGCUCAUCGAUCAGCUGUCGGUGGAUCAGAAGCGUCACCUCAGCAUCAAGGACAUCGGCAUCAUACUGGAGCGUCUCAAUUCCAAGAUACUCGAUGUCGAGCGUCUGGAUCGUGAGUCCGAGUCGGACGAUUGCUACAACUGGACGAUAAAGGCGACAAUUCGUGGCGAUGCGUUGCGUGAGCUGGGCGUCAUCUAUAAUGGCAACUACUAUGCCAUCUCCGAGCAUCCUGGCUACAAGGAGGAGCUCGAGGAGAACGGCGAGGAGGUGGAGGAAGAGGACGAGGAGGAUAGAAUUUAAACAACACACACACACAGACACAGACACAUACACUCAAGCUAUAACAUAAACAUUUGAAAUUGUAUGGCAAGGUAUCAAUAACUAGCGCAUUUUAGACCCAAACGGGAGUCACACACACACACACACACACACACACACACAUACACAUAAUAUAUAUAAAUUUAAUAUGAAUAAUGAAAAUGGUAAACCAAAGGCAAACAACAGCACAUUGUACAAUAGUGAAGUAAGCAUAAAAAAACGUGUUUUACAAUUUUCGCAAAAAAGACAUCAACACACACACAUACACUCUCACACACACACACAGAGCUAAACUUUUGUAGCGUAUUUUGCGAAUUUGUCAUUGUGGGGAACCGCAGUUGGAAGCGUUCAACGAUAUUAAGCACUUAACAAACGAAUAUGAAAAACAAAACAAAUAAUUGAAUACACUUUCUGUUGUUAUAUUAUGUACAAUUAUUAUUGUUAUAACGCCUAGCGCAUGCCUUAUUUAGUUGUAUAACUGAUCCCAGCUACAAAUCCACUUCGAUGAUCUCACUCUCUCUCUCUCGCUCUCUUUCUAACUUGUCUAAGCAUUAUAAUUAUUAACUAUAAAGUGCAGUACUGUACAUUUCCAUGUAACAACAAUAGUAGUGUCAAAUUUGUGCGGUAUAACAGUUAUAACAGUUGAAAACCAACAAAAAUGAAAUUGUAAAUUCUGUCUUCCAAUGCUUGAUUUGUAACAAUUUUCUAUUACUGUCUGCAAGAACCAUUAGUAUAACAGUUAUAACAGUGUAAACAGUGCCAAAAACAGCCAAAUGUUCCUCACCAACAACAAAAACAUAUUGUGCCAAUUGUUUUGUAUAACAGUUUGCCAAACUAUUGGAUCAGUACUGCACUCGCACUCGCACUCGCACCUGGUAUUUAACACUAAGUUCCUCGAUUUGACAUUCCUCGUUUAGCACAUUGGGUAUUAUGUGUUCCAUUUAUUUAUGCUAAUUUAAGUCCAUUAAGUAUUGUUGUUAUCGUAUCCAAGAUCAGCAUUUCAGAAACUGCCGUUAUUUGUAGUGUUGUAAAACGUUAAACAUUGCGCACAAAAUGCAGCCAAGCCGAACAAAGCUGGCAUUUAAUCAUUAAUAAUUAAACUAAUGAUAACGAUGAUGUUGAUGAUGAUGCUAAACGUAAUUAACUCUAGUUAUACUUUAAUUGUAGUAAGCAAGCAAAGAAAAUUACAAACAAACGUUCAGUGCGUCUACAUUUGCAUUUUCAAAUUCUCAAAUUCAAAUUCAAAUUCUCUCCCACUAUCAUUUAUUGUUAGGUGUAACGACAGUUGCGAGCAUUCUUCUCAUUGUAAAUUAGUGAGUAUAUAAGAGCCAAAAAUUUACAUAAAGAAACAAAUGAAACACUGCCAAAGAAAAGACAAGAAAAACUCGUAACCAAUGUUAAACAAUAAAACUUAUUGUUAGUUUCAACAUUUUGGCUUGAGUUCUACAAAAGAGUGAAGCGCAACCACAGCAGGUUCUUAACAACAACAAAUUCUCAACAACAACAACAGCAGCAGAAACAACAAAUAAACCAAAACACGAAUUCAAAAUGUUAUUUAAUGCAAAAAUUGUACAAAGAUUUCGGUAUUAGAUCGAACAGACUCAGUGGCGCAGCAGUUUACUCAACUCGUGCAAAACAACUUCAACUCAACUCAACUGAACUCAAAUCAACUUCCAAUCAAUCAAUCAAGUUUUAUAGACUGUUCGUUCGUUCAGUGGUCCGUUGCGAUCUGUGGCAGCUUAUCAGCCAAAGAACCUGUUAACUGUCGUCUGUUUGUCCAAGUGACACCCCCCGCUCCAUAAAAAAAACAGCAGAAUUUUUAAAGCAAAUGUUUGUCCCAAGGCACAAGUAUGCAAGCAAAGCAAAUACAAAUAGCUAAGUGUAUUAAACUGAAGCGCAUGUAUAAAAAGAAAUUGAUAAUUGAUAAUAAAAUAAAAAAAGAUACAACAAAGCGAAUAACAUAAAGAAGAGAACUCACAAUUAGUAAUGGAGAAAAACGAAUUCAUUAGCGUUGUUUUAAUUUUAAUUAGUAAGAGAUAAACGUGAAAACAACACAUGAUAUAUGAUAUAAGCCGCAAAGUACAGUUAUGAAGUCAAGAUGAAGCAUGAAGAAGCAGUCGUACAUAUAUAUGUAUGCAUAAUAAUAAUAAUAAUAACAAUAAUAAUAACUAUACAUACUCAAAAUACAUUGCAUUACAUUUUAAAACUAAGUGAACACUUGCAGUAUAUAUAACAACAAAUGAAUUCAAGAAACACAAAAAAGAAAGUAAGAACGAAACUUAACAACUUCCAUACUCGAUAUACUGAUACUGACUUCUUCAACUGACUUCUAUAAUCAUAAUCAUUGUUAACACUUAACUAUAGAGAGAGAAUUGCGCUUUAAAGUAAUAAAGAAAUAAAAAAAACAAAAACACACAAAUAAAAAAUUAAACAACAACACGAAAACUGUUUGUGAACGUUAUGAUACUUUGAUAACUGCAUUCCACACCUCCUUACCUCCCCCAGCCCCUCUACUCCACUAACCUAAGUUCAUUCGAAAAAUAAGAACAACAAAUUGAAAACCCGACUAAACUUCAACUUGUACACGCAAUCAGUUAGAUUUAUAAGAUUUAAACAAAAAACAAAAAAAAAGUAAAGAAAAAAUUACGAAAAUAUUUUGAGAACCCGAGAAUAUUGCGAAAACAAACGAAAAUCAGUUGCAUUAGUUAAGCCUAUGAAAAUCGCAUAGAAGAGCAGCAGCAGCUGAUGUUGCACAGUGGUUCACAUAAGCAAGAUUAUACGUUACAUUGUUUUAAUAUUACAAAUUACGAAUAAAUUGAUCAAUUAACAUAUAUACAAAAAAAAAAUGAAG